Ophidiomyces ophidiicola is the source of this 1449-nucleotide messenger RNA. Its product is annotated as cAMP-dependent protein kinase catalytic subunit. Lineage: Eukaryota; Fungi; Ascomycota; Eurotiomycetes; Onygenales; Onygenaceae. Gene Ontology annotation, molecular function: cAMP-dependent protein kinase activity; ATP binding. Gene Ontology annotation, biological process: peptidyl-serine phosphorylation. Bases 1 to 1449 code for a protein of 482 amino acids. Gene Ontology annotation, cellular component: nucleus; cAMP-dependent protein kinase complex. The transcript is spliced from 3 exons. The record is from RefSeq and is a predicted model, not a curated record.
AUGCCGAUUCUUGGAGGCCUCCUCAAGAAGCGGCGGACGAAGGACUCUCGAGCAUCGAGAGACUUCAGAUCGGUUCCCUCCUCUGCUGCCGAAUCGCUUGCCUCCAUUCCCUCCGCGGCCUCCCAGGCGUCGUCGUCGCCCCAGCGCUGCCGCACUUCGGCCUCCCUCUCGACGUCCACCUCGACUGCCCCUCCCGACCGACGCGUGGGCUCCGGCGCUUCGCGACCCAGUAGCACCAUCGCCGCUUCAAGCCCAGACGAUAUCCGUGCGGGUGCUGCGGACGAAAGCGCCCUGCCGUCACAAAUGAACCCGCACCACGUCCACCAGCCUCCUCUCCCCGCGGGGUCCCCGCACUCGCCCUCCCCACAGCACCAUGACAACGUCGCCAGCAUCAAGAACAUCAUAAACCCGCCCCAGCAGGAUGACGUGCCCUCGCAGGAUGCCCACUAUGCCUCCCAGCAGCCCACUCGCACUGUCCAGCGUCAAUUGAAAGGCAAAUACUCUUUAAACGACUUCACUCUGCGGCGCACGCUGGGGACGGGUAGUUUCGGCAGGGUGCACCUGGUGCAGUCAGUACAUAACCAGCGCUUCUACGCCAUCAAGGUGUUGAAGAAGCAGCAGGUGGUGAAGAUGAAGCAGGUGGAACACACCAAUGAUGAAAGGAGAAUGCUGGAGCGCGUCAAGCACCCGUUUUUGAUAACUCUCUGGGGUACCUUCCAGGACGUGAAGAACCUCUAUAUGGUCAUGGACUUCGUGGAGGGUGGAGAGCUAUUCAGCUUACUACGGAAAUCACAUCGGUUCCCUAAUCCUGUUGCGAAGUUCUAUGCAGCCGAGGUUACACUUGCAUUGGAAUAUCUACACUCCCAAAAUAUCGUUUAUCGGGACCUUAAGCCCGAGAAUCUUCUUCUAGACAGACACGGCCACCUUAAGAUCACCGACUUUGGGUUCGCCAAGGAAGUACGGGACAUCACAUGGACACUUUGCGGGACUCCAGAUUACCUUGCGCCAGAGGUUGUUUCUUCAAAAGGGUAUAAUAAGUCUGUUGAUUGGUGGUCCUUAGGAAUUCUUAUCUUUGAAAUGCUGUGUGGCUUCACACCUUUCUGGGAUAACGGGUCUCCCAUGAAAAUAUAUGAAAAUAUUGUCCAAGGCCGAGUCAAAUACCCUGCAUUUCUCGUUCCGGAUGCACGGGACCUGCUAUCUCAACUUAUCACCGCUGAUCUUACCAAGCGCUUAGGGAACCUACGGGGUGGCUCUGAAGAUGUAAAGAAUCAUCCGUGGUUCUCUGAGGUUACUUGGGAUAGACUCGCGAGAAAAGAUAUUGAUGCCCCUUAUAUUCCUCCUGUUAAAGCCGGGCAAGGCGAUGCCAGCCAGUUCGACACAUACCCUGAAGAGACAGAGCAAUACGGCCUUCCAGGGGAAGAUGAGUAUGGACAAUCUAUUCCCUUGUAA